UGAGUUUGCAAAGCGCCAAAGCUGCAGAAUUCCCCUCCCUCCCUCUCUACAAUCCGUUACUGGGGCUUUGGAGGGUGACGCAGCAUUGGUAACACGGGCACAGGGUACCGCUGCGCAACAAAAGAUCACUCCUAGACGCGGGAUAUUGUGUCUGCAGUUUCCAUAGAGCGAACAUGAAAGCUCAGUUAUUUGCAGUAGACGUGUUACUGCUGUGCUUAUCUUGCGGAGCAAGUGCAUUGGCCACGACUCUUCCUGGCGUCUCCGCGCUCUUGCCUGCAGCCAAUUUCACCAAACUUGGCGCGACGCACGGCUAUGGGACAGAUGUUACGACUAUUUCCAAGACCAGGAGGAAGCGUUACAUCAGUCAGAACGACAUGCUUGCCAUUCUUGACUACCAUAACAAAGUAAGAGGGAAAGUGUUUCCCCCAGCCUCCAAUAUGGAAUACAUGGUGUGGGACGACGCUCUGGCUAAGACAGCCGAGGACUGGGCUCAUGCCUGCCAGUGGGAGCACGGGCCACCUCAUCUCCUCAGGUUCCUGGGUCAGAACCUCUCCGUCAGGACGGGACGGAUAAGGUGGGCUCCCGUCGCUUGUCCCCUCGCACACUGACCGAUAAGAUGGCGUCGGAAAAAAGCCCGGCAUCCCUACAAGAGAAAACCGCUCUGAUAGAGAGGGACUCAGAAGAAGAUGUACAUCAAGAAUGUAGCACAAUGCCACAGCGGAGUGAAUCAAAACUUACGCUGUAUCACUGGACGCAGUCUUUCAAUUCUCAGAAGGUGCGUCUGGCUAUAGCAGAGAAAGGUUUGCUCUGUGAGGAGUAUGAUGUGAGCCUCCCUCUCAGUGAGCACAACGAGCCCUGGUUCAUGCAUCUAAAUCCUACUGGUGAGGUGCCAGUACUGGUCCACCAUGGAGACGUUAUCUGUGACCCUACUCAGAUCAUGGACUACCUGGAGCAGAGUUUCAAUGAUGAAGGCACACCCAAGCUGAUCCCUGAAGAGGGCAGCACAUACUACCACAGAGUGCAGCACUACAGGGAGCUGCUGGACUCACUAAAAAUGGAUGCCUACACCCACGGCUGCAUCCUUCACCCAGAGAUCACAGUGGACUCCCACAUACCAGCAUAUGCUGCCACCUGUAUACGAACACAGAUUGGAAACACACAGUCUGAACUGAAGAAACUGGCAGAGCAGAACCCAGAGCUUAAAGAUGCUUAUGUAGCUAAACAGAGGCGCCUGAAAUCCAAGUUGUUUGACCAUGACAACAUGAAGUACCUGAAGAAGCUUCUGGAUGAAUUGGAGAGUGUGAUGGACCAGGUGGAGACGGAGCUACAGAGGAGGGUGGAGGAAACCCCAGAAGAAGGCGGCGAGUCCUGGCUGUGCGGGGACUUCUUCAGCAUGGCCGACGUCUCUCUGGCGGUCACCCUGCACCGCCUCAAGUUCCUCGGCCUCUCCCGCCGCUUCUGGGGCGACGGCAACCGCGCCAACCUGGAGACGUACUACGAGCGCGUGGUGGAGCGCCCGGCCUUCAGGAGAGUGCUGGGCCACGUCAACAACAUCCUGAUCUCCGCCGUCCUCCCGGUGGCGUUCCGCGUGGCCAGGAAGAACGCGCCGGCUAUUGUCGGCACCACCCUGUUGAUCGGUGUUCUAGGUGGAGCCACGUACCUCGCGUUCCUUUACAUGAAGAAGAGGCUGACUUUCUCCAUCUGAGGGAGCGGUUGAGCUGCUGUGGGACUGAACGGUAGAUGAACACAUGUCGCCAGGGUCAUUUUUCAAAUUGUGUUACGUUAAAGUGGAGGGAUUUGAUUGUUCGUGAAUGAAACAAACGUUAAUUGUGUGAUUUUUUUUUUGCCGGAUACACAAAAGGCAUUACACAUCAGUGAUAACAACACAAUGGGAUUUACAAGCUAUGCUAUUGUAAGUAUUGUAAGUAUGAAUGAGUAACAUGGCAAAAGAUAUAAGGCGACAUGAGAGUUGUCUGACUAUUUUGGACCCAUACAGUUAAAUAAGAUGAGGCAGAAUUUGAUCAAUCCCAAGUGACUGUGGGACAGCAGCGGUUAAGGUAAAGUGAGAAAAGGUGCAAAUAUAGAUAUACAUUAAAAAAAAACUGCAAACAGUGUAAAAACAGAGCAUUACACCUCUUUGAAAAAAGUGAUGAACAUCUGUCCUUAUAUCUGACUUUAAGCAUUGCAAGUGUAACUUUGAGACAGUCCAAGCAUCUUCUCAUACUGUAAGCCUCCUGGAAUCAUGUUUUCCGAUGUUCAGUGUCUGGGUGAAAAUGUGGAAACACACAUCUUAAUGUGAACCCAAAUCACUACUUGGAGCCUCAUCCCUUUUGCCCAAUAUGUUCUUUUGUAUUAUUUAAAUAUAAUCCAUAUUUGGCUUUUAGAAAUGAAGGAAAAUACACUAGAUGCCUGCAGCCAGCCUUCUGUAACCAAUUCCGUCAGCAUAUAAUGAACUGAUCAGCUAAGCAGUUCAAAACAUUGAAAUUAAACUAGUCCCAAAGAAUCUGCUGUGUUUCCUAAUGUUAAUCUAAUUUAAUGGAGAACGGCAUUAAGGCAUUACUGAGUGUCAUCUAACAGACCAUCAUAUAUCCUAAAGGUAUUGAAUUAUUUGGGGUUUUCACAGGGAAACGUCUAUGAGACUAAUUCCGAUGUUCUGGAUGUAAAUCAACAUCUUCAGUCAUUUCUACGCCGUGUGAGAACAACACUGACAUUUAACAGCUGCCUGGCUUUGAUUUAAACACGUCCUCUCGUGGGCUCGGCGUCACACAACACAAACAACGCGCUGGAGCUUGUGACAAAGCCCGGCCUUUGCUCUCAGUGUCCAGAGGGCUGGCUAGUGUAGCUGUCAAAGGAGUGCCUCACACGUGUUAAAGCCACAUGUGAGCCAAGCUGUCAGAGGCCCAUAAGCUCAUACCAGUGUGUUAGCUCUGGAAAAUCGUACCCUUGCAAAUGGCAAACCAAAUGACAUCAUUUUUUUGCCACAAAGUUAUAUUAUAAAGAGCCGUUUUUAAAGGAUAACUUAUAUUGUGCAAUUUAGAGACAAAGCAGCCUAUGUUAGAAUUGUGUUUGUGUGCGUUCUUCAAAGCUAAGUUUGACUAAGCCGUGCCUUUUCACAAAGUACCAUCGAAUUCAUCUCUCCUGAUCAUUGGCUGACGACGGGAUCAGUGGGGGGUUUAAAACAGAAACACUAUGAUAAGACACUAUUUAGUGACGCAUGUGUGAUGAAUAUGAACAAAGCCUAUAUAAAGAAUGUUAAGUUAAGUAAUAGUUUGUGUUAAAUAAUCAAGAUGAAUAUUUAUCAUUAAGAAUUACACAUUAUUGUCAUUUCAAAUUGAAAAUGAAUACCGAUUCUUCUUCUGCCAUUAAAUAAAAGUUUGAAACUGCA
Molecule: messenger RNA, 3385 nt
Organism: Pungitius pungitius (ninespine stickleback)
Lineage: Eukaryota; Metazoa; Chordata; Actinopteri; Perciformes; Gasterosteidae
Product: ganglioside-induced differentiation-associated protein 1-like
Exons: 9
Coding region: 617-1705 (362 amino acids)
Biological process (GO): mitochondrial fusion; mitochondrial fission
Cellular component (GO): mitochondrial outer membrane
Source: RefSeq, a predicted model, not a curated record